Molecule: messenger RNA, 1792 nt
Organism: Amblyraja radiata (thorny skate)
Lineage: Eukaryota; Metazoa; Chordata; Chondrichthyes; Rajiformes; Rajidae
Product: coiled-coil domain-containing protein 183
Exons: 14
Coding region: 67-1737 (556 amino acids)
Source: RefSeq, a predicted model, not a curated record
GACGCCACAAGGCUGUGUGUGUGACGGUGACCCGCCAAAUCUUUGGUGGAAGGGACACUGCCGGUGAUGCAGAUGGGCAGUGGCGACGGUGCCGACAUGGCGUGCUUCAGGGAAUGGAGCAACCGCGAUCAGAUAACGCAGUUGCGCAACAAAGUCUUCCUGGAAGAGAAGUACAAGACUGCUUAUUAUCAAACAGCCGAGAAAGGGAUUGCGGAGAACUCGGAUAAAAUCAGGCAACUACGCAAGGAUGUGGUGCUGGAGAGCAUUAAGUUCAAUAGUAGUGAUCGGGUGGUUGAGAACGUCAUUGCUCAAGAAUGUGAGGAUCGUAAGGAUUUAAAACUCUGCUUCGCAAAAGCUGGCAUUGAGGAUUCUAAGGAGUUGCUUAAUAAGCAUCUGUAUGACACAGUGAACCUGUAUAAUCGAAACUGUUAUGAAGUUAAGAAACGACAAAGGGUUUUGAUGGACCUUACACAAACCUUGAAGACUAUGAAGAAGGAGACCCAGUUUGAUGAAGGGGAGCGCAGUGCUCUUCAGACAAUCCGUCAGAUUGAGAACAAAAUAGAGAAGAUGGAUACAAAGGUCCGGGUUGCAAAACAGAUUUAUCAGAUGUACCAGAACAUCCUGGAGUGUUUGCAGAGGGAUGCUGCCUUCAUACCUCAGAAAGUGGACAGCUUCAGCGCAAUUGUGGAUGCACACAAAGCUGAGCUAACAACAUUAGCUCAGGUGUCUCGGGAAGCUGCGGAGGCCCGGAAAAACAUGUGGAUCGAGUUAGAUACUCUGGAAAAGUCAUACAGUGCAGAGAAGAAAGAGCGAGAAACCAUACUGGCCAACCGGCGAAAACUGCUGAACCUGGAGAAAUAUGCACUGAAGCGUAUUGAUACUUCGUCUCUGAGAUCAGGCAGUGGGCAGUCAUCAACCAGUGGAAUGAGACUGAAAAAAAAUGUUCAAGAUUUUGGACCAAGGUCACACAGUGGGGCUGAAAACACAGUGAUUAAUGAAAUCAAUAAAUUGAAGGAACUGAUGUCCUGCUCAAAACUACAGGACAUAGAACAGAGAAUCAACAUGCAGACUGCAACUAGUGACUACCUGCAGUGGAAGCUCAGCCAGCGGAAAGAAAAACGGAAUCAACUGAACAAAGAGUCUCAGAAUUUAAUGCUGGAACAUGCUGAGUUGAAGUUUGACCCCAAUAAGACCAUAACCAGUCUGGCCUCUUUGAAGGCAGGCACAGAAGACCAGCUGAAUCAUGAAAAAGAUAAUUUGAAAGUGGUGUUAUGGCGACUUUACAAUGCUGAAAUGCUCCUCCUGGCCUUUGAGAAUGGAAUUGACAGCCUAUACUACUCUCUAUAUGGUAUUGAAGGUGCCACUGAGCCUAUAUCCAGUGAACCACAAGAUACCUAUGAGAAGUUGCAAAUUUGCGAAGAGAAAUUAUACUUCUUGGAGACGAAACUUGCAGAUUUUGUUUAUGAGGAUUGGAUGAGAGGCGAACAGGAGAAGUUGACAGAAUUAAUAGAGAGGGCAUUCAGUGAGAAUCAGAAGAACAGAAAUAUCAUGGAUAUAGUUGAGUAUGAAAUGCAAGAUGACAUGGACUAUAUCUCAGCAGGCAGCGAUGGUAUUCCCACAAGAGCGGAAAUUAAAAAACAGAGCGAGCUUCUAGUCCUAGAUAAAACAAGAAUAGUGAGGAGAGUAAAGAAGAAGGGCAGAAAACGAUACGUCAGCAAGAAGAAAGUCGUUUGUUAGAUUGGUGUUUGUGAUUGACUCUGUAUUAGAAAAUAAAGUCGUUUUGCAGUUCUGG